Drosophila takahashii is the source of this 334-nucleotide messenger RNA. Its product is annotated as cytochrome c oxidase assembly factor 5. Gene Ontology annotation, cellular component: mitochondrion. The record is from RefSeq and is a predicted model, not a curated record. Gene Ontology annotation, biological process: mitochondrial respiratory chain complex IV assembly. Lineage: Eukaryota; Metazoa; Arthropoda; Insecta; Diptera; Drosophilidae.
UCGACCCUUCUGGCAACGCUGUGGACAGCUGGUUUUGUAACUGGUCCACGAAAUAUUUAAAAUAUAUAUUAAAAACACUCGGAAAGUACCAAAGAUGAUGCGCUACGAGGGUAACGAGAGGCUGGCCGAUGAGACGGCAUGUGCCGGAGUGCGGGCGGACCUGAAGAUGUGCCUGCUGGAGAGCGAGUGCUGCCGAAUGGGCAAGACUCCGCGCCAGUGCCUCCAGGAUAACAAUGUUCCACCCGAGUGCCAGGUUCUAAGGAAUACCUUCUAUGAGUGCAAGCGCUCCCUGUUGGACAACAGACAGCGCUUUCGCGGUCGCAAGGGCUACUGA